AUGUAUGCAUGGGUUGGGCGUCGAACACCCUUGCGAAAUUUGUGGCAACUUCGUUUAUAUGGGUUGACGGAUUCGACAAGCGUUUCAGAGAGGCUACUCAUAUGCAUGGUCAAGUGUUUGAGCAUCACAGCAAACACCAACUUAUUCCGAGAAAUCACCGGAAUUGACCAGGCCAUGCGCCUCUGGGAGCGACUCGAAAAGGGGCGGGAGCGGGACUCUCGGGACAAUGUUGUCCAUAUGGAGGACGUGGAAGGCAACGUAAUGCCGGAGAGAGUUUACUACGAUCUCCAAAAGCAAGGCAUUCUUCAACUGGGCUGGCCCAUCGUAUCUAUAUUACUUUACCACAUUUUGCUUUGA
This is a messenger RNA of Penicillium angulare, 357 nucleotides long. RefSeq names its product splicing factor 3a subunit 3. The coding region runs from base 1 to 357 and encodes 118 amino acids. The transcript has a single exon. The record is from RefSeq and is a predicted model, not a curated record. Lineage: Eukaryota; Fungi; Ascomycota; Eurotiomycetes; Eurotiales; Aspergillaceae. Gene Ontology annotation, molecular function: RNA binding. Gene Ontology annotation, biological process: mRNA splicing, via spliceosome. Gene Ontology annotation, cellular component: spliceosomal complex.